Exaiptasia diaphana is the source of this 1869-nucleotide messenger RNA. RefSeq lists its product as uncharacterized. Lineage: Eukaryota; Metazoa; Cnidaria; Anthozoa; Actiniaria; Aiptasiidae. Gene Ontology annotation, molecular function: signaling receptor activity. Bases 1 to 1848 code for a protein of 615 amino acids. The transcript is spliced from 10 exons. The record is from RefSeq and is a predicted model, not a curated record.
AUGGAAUUGCCAUCGAAGAUCAUUGACUUUUUUUACCAGUUUGGAACAACCCAAUUUAACGUUCAAAUCAUUGGUCAAGGMCAGGGAAAAGCAACACAAUUUGAUUAUAAUACCUGGAUUCACUUUGCGGUUAGUGGAAAUAAAUCCACUGGUUUGUGGCAUUACGUCAUCGAUGGGAAAAAGAAAACUACUUGGACAAGYAAUGUCUUUCCGUCAAUCACAGGAAAUGAGAGUUUUAUUCUGGGKGUUAAAUCUUCAGACGCAUUGAAAAAGAGSCAAACCCUCCAUGGAUACCUAAAAGAUAUAAUGGUGAUAAACAAGUCAUUGGACAUCAACAAGAUACAAACUAUUGCUUUAACUACAAUCUAUGUUGUAUUUGUUCGGCACAAGCUCAAGCUGAAGAAGGUCGACCAGAAAGACUUUCCGCAGUCGGAGUGUUUGUGUAUCGAUGAGGUUUUAAUUCUGUACGUCCUGUUCGUUUUGCAAGCCUUUAACCUGCAAUCCAUAUUCUGCUGCGAAGUAUAUCGCUUUAUCGAAAGUAAAGGACCGCAGUCUCUUGAAGGUCACGUGAUGAAGACCGUUGUMAAGCCYYUUAAGAAUCUCUGCUGGGGUGAUUGCGUCUGGUUGCCAUGGUGCUUCUCUAUAAAUAUCCACCAAACAAGUGAAGGMAGUUUUGUAUGCGAGUUGAAUAACUCGAGUAAGAAAGCUAAUCCAAACAAGAUUGUGGAGAGAGAAGGGUGGUCUUAUCAUGAAAUGGCGAACGUUAGCGCUCACAUUUGCAACUUCAAUGAAUGCAAGAGAAAAGAAGAUUUGGGCAAUGGAUGGCGUCGCUAUGGAGACACUGCUAUCAAGCUAUUCAAAGAGAAAAAGAACUGGACCGAUGCCCGUAGCCAUUGUCAGUCGUUAGGUGGCGAUCUUCUCUCCAUUACCAACACACACGAAAACGACAUUGCAAACGAAGUCUUUGCGAAGCAACUUAACUUAUCAUACUUYAGAGAAGACUUUCCUGACUUUGGAGCACCCUAUGAAGCCUGGAAAUUGAACCAGCCCAUGCCCACUGUCCAGUUGAAUGGAACACCAGGUGAUGUACUGUAUAGAUACGUGGAUGGACAGACUGCUUUGUAUUUCACUGGUAAACAAGGAUAUGCACAUAUUCCUCUUGUCGAUAUCAAUCCCGAUGGUUUUACCAUCACGUUUUGGCUGAAAGUUUUUCAUGGUACAUCGGGAGGAUGGCUGCAUCCAUUAGUUUUUGUGAACGAGUCAUUCUCGAUGGAUUCGCCCCCGGUGAUCGUUGACUUUUAUUACCAAUUUGGAACAACCCAAUUGGGCGUUUGCAUCAUUGGCCAAAGAGGAAAAGCAACACAUUUUGAAUAUAAUGCCUGGACCCAUUAUGCGGUGAGUGGAAACAAGUCGACUGGUUUGUGGCAUUACGUCAUCGAUGGGAAAAAGAAAACUACUUGGACAAGCAAUGUCUUUCCGUCAAUCACAGGAAAGGGGAAUUUAAUUCUGGGUGUUAAAACUUCAGGAGCAUUGAGAUAUAACCAAACCCUCCAUGGAUACCUAAAAGAUAUAAUGGUGAUAAGCAAGUCAUUGGACAUCAACAAGAUACAAACUAUAACUUUUUGGAAUGAGCACGGUGCGUGGAUUGGUCUUAACGACCAAGAAAACAGCAACCACUUAAGUUGGUCUGAUGGGACCCCUGUUGGAAAGUUCAUGCCUUUCCUGAGAAAGAACCCUAACCUUGCCCUCUCCGGACGAAAGUGCUUUGUCAUUGGUGAAAAUGGUAAAUGGUUGGAUAAAAUGUGCAACAUAAACAAUGAAUUUAUUUGCAAAAAACUCUUGAAGUAAUGACUUAAUAUUGAUGAAAAA